GUGUAGUGUCCGUGCCUUGCCACUAGGUGGCGCCGCACCACACGCUGUACUAUGGAUGUGAUUAAUUGGUGUUACCGUCCACCCUCGGCCGGACGAGGGAAGCUGUCCUCCUGCACCUCUGAGUAGGGAGUCCUCUUCGUCAGUAGCAGAGCAGCUCAUGUGGAGGAAGCAGCAAGGACAGAGAGCAGCUAGCAUGCGCGGACAAUUCACGUAAAUGGCGCGAUUUAAAAGGAGUUUAUACCAGCGUCUGCUGUUUGUCGUUUUUCUUCCAAUCACAGGUGUGUUGUGCUUUAGUGAGUUGUUUUUCAUCAAGGAGCCCCUCGAUGUCACCGUCAUGCGGAAAGAAGCAGCUAUUUUGGACUGUCAGGCGCAUGGAGAGGCGCCCAUCGACGUCAAAUGGCUCAAGAGCGGAGUACAAAUCGCGGAGAAUGAGCGGGUGUACCUGCUCUCCAACGGCUCCCUUUUUAUUUCAGAGGUGGAGAGCAGAAGAGGAGACAAAUCAGAUGAGGGGUUUUAUCAGUGCCUUGCUCAGAACAAGUAUGGAGCAAUCCUGAGCCAGAAAGCCCACCUUACAAUCGCAAGUAUUUCCUCAUUUUCAGUUCAGCCAACAUCUAUUGUGGCGACUGAAGGCUCAGUUGCCAGGUUUUCCUGUAAGACUGUUGCACACCCUCCUCCCAUCAUCACUUGGGAGUUCAAUCGGGUCACAUUACCCCUCGCCACUGAACGAAUCACAGUCCUGCCCAGUGGUGUUCUUCAGAUUCAGGGUGUGCAGCAGGCUGACGCUGGAAAUUACCGCUGCGUCGCCACCAAUAUUGCUAGUCGACGCCGAAGCACAGAGGCCACCCUCACUGUGACCCCAGGUCCCAGACCGCAGCUUCCCCAGAGACCUCGUAUCAUCGCUUCACCACAGAACAUCUCGGUGUCACUGCACCAAACUGCCAUCCUGGAAUGCAUGGCCACAGGCAAUCCCCGACCCAUCAUCUCCUGGAGCAGAGCAGACAGCAAACCUAUAGAUGUUUACAACACCAAAGUGCUGGGGAACGGCAACCUCAUUAUCACAGACAUCAAGCCCCAGCAUGGAGGCGUCUAUUUGUGCAGAGCCACCACACCUGGCACAAGGAACUAUACCAUGGCCUCAGCUAAUGUCACUGUGCUAGCACCGCCUUCCUUGGUGGAGUGGCCUGAGAGCCUUACGCGCCCCAGAGCUGGCACCGCUCGCUUUGUGUGCCAUGCUGAAGGAAAUCCAACGCCUCGCAUCACUUGGCUUAAGAACGGAGAAAAAGUUCACUCUAAUGGUCGGAUCAAGAUGUACAACAGCAAACUAGUCAUCAACCAGAUCAUCCCUGAGGAUGACGCCAUCUAUCAGUGCCAGGCAGAGAAUGAGCAGGGAUCAGUCCUCACUAUGGCGAGGCUCAUUGUGGUGAUGUCAGAGGACCGGCCAAGCGCACCCAGGAACAUCCGAGCUGACACUGUGUCAAGCUCUGCCAUCCUUCUGGCUUGGGAGAGGCCUCUGUAUAACUCGGAUAAAGUUAUUGCUUACUCUGUACACUACAUGAAGGCUGAAGGGUUAAACAAUGAGGAAUAUCAAAUUGUCAUUGGAAAUGAUACAACUCGCUAUAUUAUUGAUGAUCUGGAGCCAGCGCACAACUACACCUUCUAUGUAGUCGCCUACAUGCCAAUGGGAGCCAGUCGCAUGUCGGACAACGUGUUUCAGCACACACUUGAGGACGUACCCCUCCGCGCCCCUGAGCUCAGCCUCACCAGUCGCAGCCCCACAGACAUCCAGGUGUCUUGGCAGCCUCUUCCAGACAAGCUGAGUCGUGGCCGAGUCUGCAGCUACCGCUUAUCCUAUCGUACCAGUUCUGACAGCGCGGUCUCACAGAUAGAACUACCUGGAGAAAAGACCCAGCAUCUCCUGGAAAACCUGCAACCCGACACCAUCUACCUUCUUCGAAUUGUUGCCGCCACCAGCGUAGGGUGGGGUGAGCAGUCCGCCUGGACAUCGCACCGUACCCCGAAGGCAUCCGGUGCUCAAGUUCCCCUGGCUCCUGAGCUGCAUCUGGAGUCUUUAAACUGCACCACUAUUUUGGUACAUUGGCAGCUGGCACCCAGAAACUCAGCGAACGUGCGGGGCUACAAGCUAUUCUACCAUGAGGAGAGCCAGCCUGAGAGCACCCCAGUUCAGUUUCACGCCUCUGAUAAUAAACACACCAUCGGAGGGCUCGAUCCAAGGAAGAAGUACCACGUUAAGAUCCUGGCUUAUAAUGUUGUGGGAGAUGGGUACCAAGCAGACCAGACUAUCAGCACCCCUGGAUGUGUCUCUGUUCGAGAUCGCCUGGUACCCCCUCCACCUCCUCCACACAACGUGUAUGCUAAAACCAACAGUUCGACCACUGUCUUUCUGCACUGGAGCCGACCAGCAUUCACCUCCAGCCACGCAGUCAACUAUACCGUCCGCUGCAAUCCAGUUGGUCUGCAGAAUGCCUCCCUGGUGCUCUACCUGCAGACGAGUGAACAGAGACUCCUCGUGCGAGAUCUGGAGCCCAAUACAAAGUACGAAUUUGCUGUUCGCCUCCAUCUUGACCAGCUGUCCAGCCCCUGGAGCCCUGUGGUCUAUCAGAGCACCUUCCCUAAAGCUCCCACACGACCUCCUUCCAACAUCAAAGUGACUCUAAUUGAAGAAGACACCGCACUUGUUUCAUGGAAGCUUCCAGAUGAACUCAACAUACCUGUGACACGCUACACAAUCCUGUAUGCCUCCAGAAAUGACUGGAUAGCUGGGGAGUGGCAGGUGAUGGAAAGGGAAGGGACCAUCACCAUGGCGCUGCUGGAGAACCUGAAGCCUGGCCAGAUUUACUUCGUGAAGGUUUCAGCAUCCAACGACAUGGGCGACGGUCCGUUUUCUCACGCGGUGGAGCUGACAGUACGAGAAGGUCUCCCCCUUGGUCAUGAUAUCCGGGUUUCUCGUGGCUCCACAACGUUUUCUGAUAACUUCUACCACCUGGAUCAGAAGUCGAUGACCGGUAUCAGCGUUGGAGUCUGCAUCGCUCUCAUCUGCAUCAUCAUCUGUGCCUUCAUCAUCAUCUGCAGAGGCAAAAACAGGAAACUUUCUGCUGUGAAAACAUGCAGAGAGGGAAUGAGCACAUCUGCUGCAGCUGCAAGACCUCCAUCCUCUCAAGGAGAAGCUGAGCAUGCUGAUGUGAGCAUGCCAAUGAUGAAUCUAAACCAUUUUCUUGAUGCAAAGGGUGGAACAGAUCUCAUCAUCAAUUCUCUCGGCCCCAUUCAGCACACCGCUGAGAGGAAAAGGAAAUGGUUCUCCUUCAGCAGUGAUGUGAAAAGUGAGAGUAAACCCACACAGAACACAAGACUUGACGCGGCCUCAUACCAGCACGGCACCACAGUGCUGACCUACGAAGAGGAGCUUUCUUCAAACCAGCCCACCAACCUGCAGACCCUGCUCGGACAUCCCGGCGACACAGAGGGAUCUUCAAACAGCGAGGGCAGCCACGCCACCGGUGACUCAGGCCGCUACUCUCACGACGAGACGGAGCUGACCAACCUGUCCUCAGGGCCCAGCAGCCACCUUGCGUCUCCCACGGCAGAGGACGGGACCGAGUUUGACUGUAGCAGCUGCGCUGAAGAGUUGAACGAACUCUCAGAGGAAAAUCAGAGCAAACAGAAGGCGAAGGAGUCAAUGAAUGCUGGCAGUUGUCAACACGAAGCCCAAAGCAGAGUGUGAAGGCGUGCCUCUGUAUGUGUGCGUGUGUGUGUGAGUGUGAAGGCGGUGGUUUACUUGCACAAACAUUCACAUAAUAUAAAAGUUUACUUUAUUGUUUAUUUACACUGCACGUCAGUGAGUGCAGCGAAGAAUGUCUGGAACCACGCUGCCUCUUAUUUGGGCUGUUAUGAGUUUGCCUUUUUGCUUUAAUUGCAUCACAGAGCUAAGAAAUAGGCACACACAUACCCCGUAAAACAAAAGUGAUAUAAGCAUGUUAAACAGGAAAAGAAACAAAACAGACUAGUCGCCUAGACUAAAAGU
Messenger RNA from Haplochromis burtoni (Burton's mouthbrooder), 4039 nucleotides. It is a transcript of the gene prtga, whose product is annotated as protogenin homolog a (Gallus gallus). Gene Ontology annotation, cellular component: axon; plasma membrane. The record is from RefSeq and is a predicted model, not a curated record. Gene Ontology annotation, biological process: axon guidance; cell-cell adhesion. Gene Ontology annotation, molecular function: protein binding. The transcript has 19 exons. Bases 215 to 3739 code for a protein of 1174 amino acids. Lineage: Eukaryota; Metazoa; Chordata; Actinopteri; Cichliformes; Cichlidae.